Messenger RNA from Alnus glutinosa, 2079 nucleotides. Its product is annotated as primary amine oxidase 1. The record is from RefSeq and is a predicted model, not a curated record. The transcript has 4 exons. Gene Ontology annotation, molecular function: quinone binding; copper ion binding; primary methylamine oxidase activity. Gene Ontology annotation, biological process: amine metabolic process. NCBI's taxonomy places the organism in Eukaryota, Viridiplantae, Streptophyta, Magnoliopsida, Fagales, Betulaceae. The coding region runs from base 35 to 2020 and encodes 661 amino acids.
GCCUGCAGCUUAUUAUACAGUUAUUCGAAAAGUGAUGGGUUGUCAGCAAGCACCUAAGCUCGAUCGAUUCUGUCCAUCUUUUCAUUUUCUAGUUCUAGUUUUUUUCAUUCAAUGGUGCUUUGUGUCUAGUCUUUAUCACCCCCUAGACCCUCUCAGCCCUGUAGAAAUAGACCAAAUAAGGACCAUAAUUCAAAAGUCUAACCUUGGCUCUCUUCCUAAUCUAACCUAUCAUUCUGCUGAUCUUGAGGAGCCAGAAAAAGAAGAUGUCCUCAGGUGGCUUUCUUCAAGUAGAGAAAGCAGCAGGCCUAGUCGUCGAGCCAAGGUGGUGGUUCGAGCCGGGGGUGAGACUCGUGAGCUCAUUUUAGACUUGACCAUUGGCUCAAUCGCAUCGGACCAGGUCUACACCGGUCAUGGCUACCCUCCUCUCACCUUUCCUGAACUUUUCCAGGCUAGCAAACUGCCUUUACAGUAUCCCAAAUUCAAGGAGUCACUUCUCAGAAGGGGCUUGAAUGUGUCUGAAGUUUCUUGCGUGCCCUUUACAGUAGGUUGGUAUGGGGAAAGUGUGACAAAAAGAUCUCUUAGAGUUGCAUGCUUUUAUCGUGAAGGGUCGGUUAAUGUCUUUGUAAGGCCCAUUGAGGGCAUAACUUUGCUAGUUGAUGUUGAUGCCAUGAAAAUUACAAUGUACACCGAUAGAUUUACAGCACCCGUGCCUAAAGCAGAGGGCACCGACUUUCAAUCACCAAUGGGGAAGCCUAAUUCGAGUACUUUUAACGUAACAAAAGCUGGGUUCACCAUUGAUAACCACGAGGUUAGAUGGGCUAAUUGGAUUUUCCAUGUAGGAUUCGAUGCUCGGGCAGGAGUUACUAUAUCAACAGCUUCAAUAUUUGACGCCACGCAAAAGAAGUUUCGGCGCGUGCUAUACAGAGGACAUGUGUCUGAGACAUUUGUGCCGUAUAUGGAUCCUACGGUUGAAUGGUAUUUUAGGACUUUCAUGGACAUUGGUGAAUUUGGGUUUGGGCGAUCAGCUGAUACCUUGCAGCCGUUGAUUGAUUGCCCAGAAAACGCUGCAUAUAUGGAUGGGCAUAUGGCUGGGCCGGACGGGCAGGCACAAAACGUAUCGAGGGCUAUUUGCAUUUUUGAGCGACAUGGUGGAAAUGUUGCUUGGAGACAUACUGAAAUCAAUGUUCCAGGAAAACUGAUAAGAGGUGGGGAGCCGGAAACUACUUUGGUGGUUAGAAUGAUAGCCACCGUGGGUAACUAUGAUUAUAUUCUUGAUUGGGAAUUCAAAAAAAGUGGCAGCAUCAAAGUUGGGGUGGAUUUGACAGGUAUUCCGGAGAUGAAGGGCACGGCAUACACAAAUACCGGUCAAAUAACGGAAAAUGUGUACGGCACCUUAGUAUCGGAAAACACCGUGGCCGUCAACCAUGAUCACUUCCUCACAUACUAUCUAGACCUUGAUGUUGACGGUGACGGCAACUCCUUCGUCAAAGCGAAGUUACAAACGGCAAGAGUAGCGCAGUCAAACGCCAGCUCACCAAGAAAAAGUUACUGGACGGUGGUUGCUGAAACGGCGAAAACUGAAGCGGAGGCUAGGGUCCAGCUCGGAUUGGAGCCAGCUGAGCUGGUAGUAGUGAAUCCCAACAAAAAGACAAGGCUUGGGAAUAACGUGGGUUACGUGCUGAUUAGUGGGAAGCCGGUUAAUUCUCUUUUAGCAGAUGAUGAUUACCCGCAGAUUAGAGCUGCUUAUACGAAGUAUCAAGUGUGGGUGACCGCCUAUAACAAGUCAGAGAGGUGGGCUGGAGGGUUCUACACGGAAGGGAGCCGAGGUGAUGAUGGUUUAGCCGUUUGGAGCCAGAGGAAUAGAGCAAUUGAAAACAAAGAUAUCGUUUUGUGGUACACAGUGGGGUUCCAUCACGCUCCAUGCCAAGAAGAUUUCCCUGUGAUGCCGACACUUCAUGGUGGAUUCGAGCUCCGGCCAGCAAAUUAUUUUGAAAGCAACCCUUUACUUAAACAGAAGUGAUGUACGUAGAACAUGCUAGUUAAUAUAACCAAGCCCAGUGGAAUUUCAUUCCUUGUUAA